Molecule: messenger RNA, 894 nt
Organism: Neoarthrinium moseri
Lineage: Eukaryota; Fungi; Ascomycota; Sordariomycetes; Amphisphaeriales; Apiosporaceae
Exons: 2
Coding region: 1-894 (297 amino acids)
Molecular function (GO): oxidoreductase activity
Source: RefSeq, a predicted model, not a curated record
AUGGGAAGUCCGCCGAUUUCCUCCCGAACGACCUUCGACCCCGUGGUUCAUCAAGACGUUCGAACCAAGAGUCAGGACGAAUAUUUCAAUUUUCCUGCUGGUUCUCGGUUCGUGGCUCCCUCCAGAGAGAUGGGCCUUUAUCUGAAGAAGGCUUUCGCUCAUGCCCUGAAGGAAUACGGGGUUGUUUCUGUUGAGCUUAAAUUUGAUGACCCCAAGAGUCACUUCAUGCUUGAGCUGAUUCAGGAGAUGGGGUUCACUCCUGACACGCAUUCGGGAACACAAGGCGCGCUUUGGGACAUCACCUACAAGCCCGAAGGAAUUUCUAGUUUGAAGUCGGCUACUGGGAAAGCACAUAGCCGUUCUCAUGGAGUCGGCGAGUUUGCGUGGCACACCGACGGUUCGUACGAGGCUCAUCCGCAGCGUUUCUUUGGCCUACAUGUCGUCCAUCCCGAUAAGCAAGGUGGAGGCAUAUUCAGAGUGUUGCCAGCUGAGUCUCUCGUAUCGAUGUUGAGUCCUCAGGCCAUAGACGCCCUUCUACGCACCGAGUUCGACAUACAAGUUCCAGAGGAGUUCUACAAAGGUCAGGCUUCAAAUCGCGGCCGACUGCUGGAUGUCGAUCCCAAAACAGGCCAUUUUCUGCUGCGUUUCCGCGCUGAUAUUCUUCCUGACCCACCUACCAAGGACAACCCAGCGGCAAAUGCUGCUGUUGCGGAACUGAAGCGACUUUUGAACGAUCCUAAGACUCAAGGACAGAGGCUCCCUGACGAUGUCUUCAAGGAGAAUGUUAUGCUCCUCAUGGAUAAUGCGAGGUUCUUGCACAUGAGAACUGCUAUCAAGGAUAAAAAGCGCUUGCUCAGACGCAUUCGUUUCCAUGGCGAGCCUCAAACUGAUUAA